GAAUAAUUAAAAUCAAAAAAAGAUUCUUAAUAAUUAGAAAAAAAUUAGAUUUCACAUAAUUAAAAAAUAAGUAUCUAUCUAUUUAUUUAUAAACAAUAAAUUAGCUUGAUUAAUCAUUAAGUAGGCGCUAUGGAUUAUUAAAUGAUCAUGUAAGGGGCAGCUAUCAAUGAGCAAAGUCUUUUGCAAUUCGAGUAGCUCUGCCAGACUACCAUCAACCAUGCAGAUAAGGAUAAUUUGAAAGUUAAUGAAUACUUAAUGAAUUUCUUGUGCAAUUGGAAUAAUUGGCCUUAAAUUUAGUAUUUUAUGCAAAAUGUGAAAAAUGAAAUUACUCUUUUUGUUAUAAUUGAGUAAUAUGCUAAAAUUUUUAUGAACUCUACUAAAUUUGAAAAUAAACCUAUGGAAAUAAUAAUAGAAUAAGACAAAGUAUUGACAGGUUAAGCUUAAAUUGCAUAAAGUUUAAUGAAUUUCUUUGUAGAAUUCUUCAUCAGCAGACUUGAUAAACUUUCAAAUCUUAUUUAGCGUUCAUUCUACCAUUCAAUUUCUCAUUUAGUCCGCCAAAACUGGUUUAAUAUGGACUAGCCUGCUAUCUAAAUCAUCAAACCAAUAAUAGAUAACUUCUUCAAUAACGAUAUUAAACUAACUAAAGUCGGCCUCAAACUUCUUGACGAAAUUGUCCAAAGUAUUAUUACUUACAGUUACUAUACUUCUUACUUAGAAUAUCGUAAAACAAUGAUAAACUUUUAAAGAUCUACUUUACAUAAAAUUCUUGAAGUCUCAGUAAAGGAAUUAAGAAAAGCUUUCAUCGAAGGAUAUUUAAAUAGUCCAGUUAAUACCGAGGCUAUUUAGCUCAUGUUCAGAUGUAUGAGCUACAAUUUCUCUUUGUCCUUUUUUGAAAUCGAAGUUGAUCCUGAACCUAGAGACUUAACUAUUAUAGCUUUUCCUGAUAAAUUUGAGUUCCUAUUUGCUGAUUUAGACUUCAUAAGCAUGCUUAUUUUAAAUAUGUUUAUGACUUUUAAGAAUGGUAACUCAGAAUUAGCCAUGAUUAUGCUCAAAACAGUUGGUAAAAUAAUCUCAACAAGAUAAAGUGUUUUCUUAUCUCUAGAAGUUAAGUAGAAGUUUAGAGAAAUAAUUUUUGAAGGCAUAACUACUUUACUCAACAUGAGAUACUAAGAGAGAAUGGAAAGCGAAUAUUAUCAAGAAGUAUUAGAGCUUAACUUCAGAAUGAUUUCAAACUUCAAUGUGAGUACUCUAUUUGCUCAUUAACAGCUUUUCUGUGAUUGGAUUAAAAGCUUGAUUGAGUUCUAAAAGAUGUUGAUUCAAACUGAAAGGCUACAAGUAAAAGAUGAUAAUAUCUUAAUUAAAAAUAUUGAAUUAUGGAAUAAAAUAACAAUGGACUUACAAAUGUAUGGAUCAUAUGAGGCCCAAGAUUACAUAACCGAUACCAAUUUCAAUAACCUUUACAUUAAUUUCAUGUCGAAUGAACCGUCUACACUUCUAAACUAUAAGAGGAGAUUAGAAGACCCUGUUAAUAGAGAAUAAACUACAAGACUAAAAAUUGAACAAAAAGAUGUUGAUUAGAUUAAAAGAAUAGCAAUUGAAUUCUUUUAUCAAAUAUUUGAGACAACUUUCAAAUCUCACCAUGUUAUUCCUAAAGAUGUUUCAUUUAAGAGUCACAAAUCUUUCAAAAAGCAAUUUAUCAGAUUCUUCGAGCCUUAUUAUGAUCUAUUUUGGUGGUCUUAAGGAAAUUGCAUUAAAGCUUUAAGUGUUUAUUUUGAUGAGAUUCUCUAAAAUUACAUCGGUAGUGUGAAGAAUGGCUAACCUGUUCCAGAAAUAGUCAGUGAAAAAUUAAUCUUAGCCCUAAAUUUGAUAAGCAAUAUAGUGCUAAAUAUUAAUCAAGUUGAAUCUAAUCCAUACUUAUUUGAAGAAAGCUAGGAGGAGCUAUUUGCUAUAGAGGGAUAAUUACUUUCUUAUGUCUGGAAGUUAAUUGAGUAUUCAGUUUAAUUCAAUCACCCAACAUUUGAUAGAAAUCUCAAAAUGGUUGAACUGUCAUAUUUAGUUUUUAUUGAACAAUAUUUAUCAAUAACGAUUGAUGAACUUGAAAUCCCACAAGAUAAUCCUAAAUCAAUUACAUGCUCUAGAAGAUUUUACAGAAAGAUGAUAAAGGAAUUUGGAAUCGAUGCUGAUUAUAAUAAAAUUCUUCAUAUUUCUUUAGUCAAAUUGUUUUCGAAUACUAAACACUUUGAUGCUGAUAUCCUUGACUAUUCCCUUUAUUUGGCUAGGUUUUUCUUCAUGAGACUUAAGAAAAACUUUUCAAGAGAAAAGUUUAAAAAUUUUUAAUGCUUAGAGAUAGUUACUCAGUUUAUUUAAUAGAUUGACUUCACUUCUCUAAGCUCUGCAACUUUUAGUAAGAACAGAACUAAAAUAUAUGAAAUAGUAGCUCUCAUUUGGAUUGAUGAUUUCUAUGAUAAUUAUCUUUAAGCUUCUGAAAAUGUUUACAAGUAAGUAAAGUAAACACUUGUAAACGGUAUCAACAGAGAAAGCUUAAUGAAAUAUCUCAGAGAUUUGAUAGGCCUUAACAAUUGUAUAGAAAUAGCAAAGAUAUUUAGAUUCUAUUUCAAGCAUAUAUAUGGCGAUUUGGCUAUGAUCUUCCAAAAUAUGCAAUAAUUUUUCCAUGAUAAUGAAGUUAUGAAAGUUGUUUUAGAUUUUGGUAACUCUUUAACUUUCAAUAAAGCUCAAAGACUAAACCACGAAAGCAAUUCUCCAAUAGGCUACUAAAUAUUUUAGUUAUUCAGCACAUUCCUUUCCUAAUACUCAAGAUAUCUUUUAAGUAAGCUUUAGGUAUAGAAUAGAAAAGUACUCAACAUAGAAGAAUACUCCAAGUUAAUUUAUAAAAUAUUUAAAAUUCUAAACGAUUUCUUGAAAGGAAAUUAUGUUAAUCUAUCAACCUUCCCAAUGUUCGGAGACUCUUCUAUAAAAGAUUAUCUUCAUUCAUUCCUUGAUUUGACAUAUGUUGUGAACGUUGACUUUUAGCAAUAUCCAAAAUACCAAGAAAGUAUGAUAGAAAAUUUGCAUGUGUUGACUGAUAUGGCAAUAGAGGUUCUAUUUGCAAAUUUAGAAAUAAACUAUGUCUCAAAACUGCUUGAAGUCUGCUUGAUGUAAACAAAUAUUUUCUGUGAUUUGCAAGCAAAGACAAACGAAUAACAAUUUGCUCUUUAGCUCCCCUAAGUAACAAGACUCUAAGAUGUUGUAUUAAAUAUAAUAAAAUACAUAGUAGAAGAGAUAUAAAUAAAUUGUUUUAGUACUCCUAUUAUAGAGCAAAAUAUUAGAAACUUUUUAAUGAGCUCUAAUGAAAUAAUUUAAUCCCUUUUGAAUAUGUUUGUUGAUUUGAUUCUCACAAACAUAAAAAACCCUCGUUUGACAAACAGUGCUAGUAAACUCUUGUUCUAUCUAUAUUUGAUUGAUACCAAGUAUGUUGAACUACUCGGAUAGCACAUCAUCACUAAAUUAUGUUAGAGCAUUGUUGAAGGGUAGUCUGUAUAACAAUAAUAUUUUACUAUUUACGAAGGUGUAGAAAGAAAGUUAGAGGCAAAUAAUGAAGAAAAAUUUGUUACAAACUUUAAAAAUAUACUUGGAAACAUCAAAAAAUAAUUUAACAAUUGAAAGUAAGAGUUUAAAAAUUUUUUCUAUAAACUCUUUUAAGAAUUUUAUCAAAGUAACUUAUAAAUAAAUAAAUUAAACAACAAAUAAAAUAAAAAUAAAUAAUUUUAAUUUAAAUUUAAAUUUUCAAAUGUAAGUUUUUUAACUAAGUUAGAUAAAAAUAAUUGCAAUAACAAACAUAUAAUCCAACUAGUUAUUGAAUUAAUUUUGUCUUAACAUAACUUAUCAUCAACUAUGUAUUAUAUAUUUCAAUAUCUCCUAAAUCUUUUUGUAAACAAAAGCAAAAUAGACUCACUUAAAAUUU
This is a messenger RNA of Tetrahymena thermophila SB210, 3961 nucleotides long. RefSeq lists its product as hypothetical. The record is from RefSeq and is a predicted model, not a curated record. Gene Ontology annotation, biological process: protein export from nucleus. Gene Ontology annotation, cellular component: nuclear pore; cytoplasm. The transcript is spliced from 20 exons. Lineage: Eukaryota; Ciliophora; Oligohymenophorea; Hymenostomatida; Tetrahymenidae. Gene Ontology annotation, molecular function: nuclear export signal receptor activity.